GUCACCAAACCGAGCACAUCAAAAAUAAAUUUUCGGCAGCAUUUUUUAAAAGUUUACAAAUUUCGAAUUACCAAAUUUCGAGAUAAAAUUCAUCCACGAUUUUUUUCGAAAUAAAACAUCCAGCCAUGUCGAACGGUUUUUCCUUCUGGAACGGACAGCCAGUGAAUGCGCCUAUCUUUCCCCAAAUGGGUGAUGCCAUAAACGUUGGUAGCCAGUGGUCGUCCAGCGUGGCACCAGGAUCCUGUGGACCAAGAACUCGACCGAUGCUGCAGAGCAUGGGCGAUUUCCAGCCGAUGAGAUGUCCUCCAGUGCCACCCAACUUCUUUGGCCAGCCGCACGCCAUGGGAACUGGAUUUGGAGAUGAUCAGGGACCCUGCGAACCCUGCAUCGAUAAUGGAGAAGCCUUCUGCGCCUACAACGGCUUGGAUAUGAGCUGUGCCGGGAGAAUUAAGGGCGAUUUCUGGUAGUAAAUCAGUUGUCCCAUCCAAGACCUUCUUGUUCACAAAGUCGUUGGAAUAAAUUUUGCAUUGUGGUCUCUGCUAGCUC
Messenger RNA from Drosophila melanogaster (fruit fly), 546 nucleotides. RefSeq lists its product as uncharacterized. NCBI's taxonomy places the organism in Eukaryota, Metazoa, Arthropoda, Insecta, Diptera, Drosophilidae. The record is from RefSeq and is marked reviewed. Bases 126 to 467 code for a protein of 113 amino acids. The transcript has a single exon.